Molecule: messenger RNA, 1088 nt
Organism: Ziziphus jujuba (common jujube)
Lineage: Eukaryota; Viridiplantae; Streptophyta; Magnoliopsida; Rosales; Rhamnaceae
Exons: 4
Coding region: 132-806 (224 amino acids)
Source: RefSeq, a predicted model, not a curated record
GCUAAUACAUAGUUCAAUUUCUCUGUCUGAUAGGAAAAAUAAUAAUUUUAGCUACUUCUUCUCAGCUUGUUAAUUUGGUUAAAAAAAAAAAAAAAGAGAAAAAAAGAAAAAAGAAAAGCAGAUCUACCGGAAUGGAAUUCUUCCACAAUGGCAAUGCUGUUCGACUCCGGAGCCACCAUCAAAGAUACCUAUUUGCCAAAGACGAUCAAGAGACCGUCGGACAGGACAAAGAUCGAUCAUCCAACGGAACUCGAUGGACCGUCGAGUUUGUAACCGGCUUCAACUCUGUUAUCCGCCUUAAGAGCUGCUACGGCAAGUAUCUCACCGCCUCAGAUCAGCCAUUAAUUCUGGAAGGUUUGGGUAGCAGUAUGAAAGUUGCACAGACCCGGCCGUCACCCGUUGACUCUACGAUCGAGUGGGAGCUGAUCAGGGUUGGGCAACACAUCAGGCUCAAGAGCCGCCACCACUCCGUUGAUAGCUUCCUCAGGGGCAGUGGACGGUUUCGGUUGUACUCAGUCAGCCAUUAUCCACCUCAAGAGGAUACAGAUAGGGAUAGCUUGGACUGGAAUGUUGAGCAGAUACAUGAGCAUACGACUCCGGCUCCACAACCUAGUGCUCCUAAUAGAACCCCUGGUUCUGGACAAUAUGCGACUCCGGCUCCACCACCUUGUGCUCCUAAUGGACCCCCUAGUUCUGGACAAGGGGAUACCAUCGGUAAAUGGCAGCAAGGAGUUGAGACAGUAGGUGCAAUAGCAGGUUUAGUAGGUGCAAUAGCAGAUUUAGUAAGCAACAGCAGAUGUGGCUGAUAUGAUUCAUUCUCAAGAUGAUGAAGAAGAUGAGGACGCUGAUGGAGGUGGGGACAUGGGGGAGUUUUACUAAUAGGGAACUAAAUUACUUGGUUUUUCAGAAUGUUAGUUAUGUUAAUUGGUUGUAAUCGUUGCCCUUUUUAUUAUUAGUUUUUUUAAAACGAAUGCUUUGUAUUUGAAUAUAUCACCUCCUGAUGCCGCUGUUGUUUCUUUUUUUUCUUCUCUUGUGGUCAUUUUUUCUGUAUUUACACCUAUAUUUCUUACUUUCUUUCUUUCACUCUC